Molecule: messenger RNA, 5140 nt
Organism: Onychostoma macrolepis
Lineage: Eukaryota; Metazoa; Chordata; Actinopteri; Cypriniformes; Cyprinidae
Product: FYVE, RhoGEF and PH domain-containing protein 5
Exons: 20
Coding region: 433-4362 (1309 amino acids)
Cellular component (GO): cytoplasm
Molecular function (GO): metal ion binding; guanyl-nucleotide exchange factor activity
Source: RefSeq, a predicted model, not a curated record
UUCCUCAGGAAGUCAAGGCAAAAAGUCUCGUCUCGUCGCGUGAGUGUUUGUGUGUGUGCUCGUGCUCAUGCUCGUGCUGAGCGCCUGCUCUCCUGUACUGCAGUUAUAUCGCAAGAUGAAGUAGGAGAAUGCAGUAGUUGAUAUAUAAAGGCCUAAUCUCAUGUUGUAAUCUUGUGUAAAUUCUCCCUGGAUUACGAUUUCAUCGUGCUCAAAUGAAUUUGACCUGUCACUGCCGUGUCUCAGAUCCCAGAUGAUGUUCGACGAUGAGCGCAGGAGCAUUUCCUGGGCCCCAGAGGACACUUCCAGGCUGAGCCUCUCUUAAAGGGGCAAUAUCAACCACCUAUUUCUGAAUAAUUCUGUGAUAAUCAAGAACCCAAACCAAAAAUUGCAUCCAAACCAAGAAAAAAUCUCCAGCAUCAUCUCAGUUCAAACAUGUACUUCAAUAUGCUUCACACUAACAAAAACCGAAGGCCCCCAAACUCAAGAGAGCAUAUGACGGAAAUGCAUGGAAAAAUAGUUCUGGAACAGGAGGGGUCACAAGAGAGGAAGACAGAGACAAUAAUACAUUCGGAAAAGACAAUGCAAGCAGAAGAGACAGAACCAGAUGUUAUUGUGGAACAGGGAGAUGAGUUAGGAUGUGGGGAUGAAUUAGCACAGGGAAUUGAUUUAGAUUUGGUGGAGGGUUUUGAAGAAGGUGAAACAUAUAAGUCAGAGGAUGAGGAAGAGUCGAUGGACCUUCUCUCUGAUUCAUGCAGUAAAAGAGACGUAGAUGAUAAUAUAGAGACCGAUCAGAUUGAAGUAGAGGACACUGGAAAGAUAGCAUGGAGACUGACUAAAAAUGGUGUAUCAACAUCACAUAAAAGCUCUAGUGAUGUUCAGUUGGCUUCUAAUGCUGUUUAUGGAUGCAUUGCAAACACAGACAGAUUCCUGUAUGAUGAAAUUUGCCUCAGUAAAACUUUCAUUGAAGCAUUUUACCCAAAUGGUAUAGUCCCAGGCAGAAUGUUUUCAAGUGAAGAAGACAUAGAUGGGAUGUUCCCCGAUAUUUGUGAUGCAGGUGAAGCAUUAGCAGACAAAGAUGGACUUUCAGAGUGUGACCUUUUUGAACAAAGAGAACCUCUCCAAAUAACAGAAACGGAGGACAAAGCCAAUGGAGGUAUUAUGAUGCUUACUUUGGAGGAGGGAUUAAACGGCUCUGAUUUGUCUUCAACUUCCAUUGAGGAAGAGGAUGAUGAAAUACAAUUAGAAAAAGAGCAAAUGGAAGAAAAAGGAAACCAUUAUUUAUCAGAUGACAGUGCAUCUCAGGAUCCUUCAGCUGCUAUCGACUCUCCAGACUGUCCUUCGUCAAACAGUGGAGGUGAAACUCUCCUUGAGUCCGAUCUGACGUCUUUUUCAAAUUCUUCUUCUUCUCAGCCAUUUUCUGGCUCUGAAAAGUUCUCAGAUGAUGAUAUAGCAGAUACAAAUCAUAACUACUGUAACAAAUAUGUGGUUAAACAUGACGAAGCGAUACCUGCCACCUUAAAUCUUGAUGCCAUCAAUGCUUUCUCGCUCAUUCAACAGAAAUCAGAAAGCCAAGGCCAAAGUUUACAACAAAAUCAAGAAGAAGAGAGCAUUGGGGAAGAACAAGAAGAAGGGGUUGCAAGUGACUACUUGAGUAGAUUUGAGGGAAAAGAACUCACAGUAGAUCAUGUCUAUGAAGAAACGGAGCCAAAAAUCCAAGCCAAAGAUUUCCUUCAGAACAGGAAGUACUUUAUGACUCGCUCUAUAUCUGUGGAAACCCCCAGUAAGAGAGUUGACCUAAUGAGUAGCCCUGCGACAGGAAAUAGGCGGCUUCUGCUACACCCAGGCACCUUCUAUACAGAUCAGCGUUUCCUUGGAGAUAGUAGACCUGCACUGACAGGCUCAUUAGGAUGUCUUUCACAAGGCACCUCAAACUUGGCUAAAGUCACUCGAGUUGAUAUACCACCCCCAUUUGAACUGGCAUCCAUCACAAAGCGACCGAUCAGAAAAAGUUCUCCAUCCCUCCCGAAUGAAGUCUCCGCUUCUUGCAAGAAGCCUGAUUUUGGGUUCAAGCGAUACCUUCUGCCGUUACGGUUCCUUAGGAAAUCAGAUCGUAAAAGCAUUAUGGAUAAUCGCUCCGUCUCUUCCAGGUCCUCAUCUGAGUCAAGUCCACAAGGGUCAUGCAAACACUUGGAUUUUAUCAGGCAUAACAUGGGCAGCCCGGAGUUGCAGAGCACUCCAGAUUGCACGCCACCUAUGUCCCCUUCUUCAUUUGUCUUCCAAAAAAAUAGACAAAAACAGAAGCUAAACUUAACCCUAAAUAAUGAUUUGGCUUCAAGCACCAUUUCUAUGGAGCUAGGGUCUCUCUUUGAGCCCCAUCCGCUUUCCAAACCUCGAUCUUUCUCAUCUCCCAAUACAGACUCUUCAGAUUACGAGAACGUUCAAAAUGCUGCUUCUCACUAUGAGAAUGUGCAGAUUCGCCUCCUGAAUCCAGUCAUUCAGAGUCAACGAAAUCAGAGUUCAACCAGUGAUACUGAUGGUUACGUAGACAUGAGCAGUCUGCCGGGCUUCCAGGGCAAAUGUCAGCCAUCUGAGCAAGAGACGGAUAGCCUCUACACUUUCUGUUCUCCUAAUGUGAGACAAGAUGGAACAGUGGGUGUGUCUGUGGGUGUGGCUUGUACACAAGAGAAAAAGACAAAGGCAUCUGCCAAACUGAUUGUCAACUGUUCCAGGGCUUUCUAUAGUGCCAAAGAGCUUCUGGACAGUGAGGCCCAGCAUGUCAAGACUUUACAACUUCUCUGUGAGUCAGUUGAAGCGGAUGAGAGGCUGAUGACAGUGUGGACAGAGGUACCUGAUAUUUAUACUCUCCACCAAAAUAUCCACACAUUACUGGAGACUCGCUUAAAAGAAUGGGAUCAGAAUGAAGGUAUUGCUGAAAUCAUCCUGGCAAAGAAGACAGAGUUUUCCAUUUUCUCUUCUUACAUCAGUCACUAUGAUGAAAAAAUGAAUUAUCUGGAACACAUACAAAGCACACUACCAGAUGCAGAGACUCUGAAAAAGCAGUUGCUGCAGGUCAUUGUGCGCAUCCUACAAUACCGUAUGCUGCUAACAGACUACCUGAACAACCUCUUACCAGACUCCAGAGAGUUUGAAAAUACACAAAAUGCUUUGGUUGUGGUCUCAGAUAUUGCUCAUGAUGCCAAUGAGAGCCUUAAGAAUGGAGCAGAUCUCCUGCGUUUGGUCCAUAUUGAACACAGUGUUCUGGGUCUGACAGAUCUCCUACAACCUGGGAGGGUGUUUGUGAAAGAGGGCACUUUAAUGAAGGUCAGCAGAAAGUGCAAGCAGCCACGUCACCUUUUCUUGAUGAAUGACAUAAUGCUGUACACAUAUCCUCAGCAAGAUGGCAAAUAUAGACUCAUCAACAGAUUACCAUUGGCAGGGAUGGAGGUCAGCAAGCCUCCUAUAGAGAAUGCUCAGAGCGCAUUGAAGAUAGACGUGAAAGAUAUAAGCAUCACUUUGUCUGCCAAGCAAGUGACAUACACAAACUCAAACAUUCACACAAACAUAUAUAGUGUAUGUAUGUGCAGUGUGACUCAUGCAUGUGUUCCUGUGUCCAGCUCCUGCACUGAACGAGACGGCUGGUUUGCUACACUGAAUCGGACAUUAGUGAAUCUCGGCCCUGUAUCAGGAGUCCCAGUACACUGUUUUGGGUUAGUGGAUGGUCCAGAGAUGUGUCUUGGCGAGAACGCUCCUCCUCUGCUGUCUGUUUCUCAGGUGACAGUUUGCAUGAACUGUCACUCACAUUUCAGCCUCACAAACAGAAGACAUCACUGCCAUGCCUGCGGCAAGAUUUUCUGCAGAGAUUGUUGCAGGAACAAAUUCCCCCUCAAAUAUAUGAAGAACAGACGUGCCAAAGUGUGUGAUCAUUGUUACACUGAGCUGCGUAAGCAUGAUGUUGCCAUAAUAACAGAGAGCUCCAGUCGACCUCUCUCUUCUGUCUUCCAAAACAUUCAUCCAUCGAGUCUGUGGAGAAGCCGCAAAGGCCAACUGUCUUUCAAUCAGGAGACAGUGUCUGAUGAGGUGAUGAGUGGAACCCUGCAGAGGUACAGGAACAGCAAGAGAAGUUGGAGAAGCCUGUGGUUCCUCCUGAAAGAUAAAGUUCUCUAUGCAUACCCACAGCCUGAGGAGAGGGUUGCAUGCGAGACCCUUCCUCUCUUGGGUUUCUCUGUGAGGUCAGAGGUUGAAGGGGAGAGCAGCAUGUUUCAGCUGUACCACAAAAGCACUCUCUUCUACACGUUCAGAGCCCAGGACAGUCACACUGCACUGAGAUGGGUCAAUGCCAUGGAAGAGGCUACAGUCCUGUAGCAUCUGCUGUCCUGCUUUUGUCUUCUCAUAUGAGCAAUUAAAUCUGUUAUUGAUCAUUUGAGAGCGAUGCAUUUUCACGUCACAUUCAAAAAUCACAACCCAGUGUGACUGAGGGUGUAAUCAACCAUCCCUACGCUAACGUGACGCAACAGACAUAUUUUUGGAACACCAAGGGAACAAAAUGCUCACACUCAGACAUUUAUUUUGUGCCAAAUACUUCUUCCAAAGACCUCGUUGAGCUGUGGACACACUUUAAAAGGCACACUGUAGCACUUCCAGCUGUCAUUUAGAUAAGAACAUUUUAGAACCAGUGCGAUGUUGAUUAACUUAACCAUUAUACAAUGUGAUAUACAGUAUAUUAUGCAAUACCCCAGUGCACUAAAAUUUAUUAGGACAAUUUCUAAAUAUGGGAACUGGUGUGAAUUUGAGCCCAUUUUCUUUAUUUGGUGGCAUUUUCUUUAUGUCCUCCUCUCAUGUCUGGAUUAUAUUUCCUUGUAUACUGCUGUCUGUUAUUUGGACAAUGACUUCUACAACAAUCAGAAAGAGUAACAUUGGAUUGAUAGUUAGUAUUUAGCAACUGAGCUGGUAUUCUCGUUGCACUUGAUAAUGAUGUACUGUAAUGUUUAAUUUACUUACCUUUUGUCUAAACUGCCAGUCUGUUCACUUGCCAUUUUAUAAUUACAAUAUGAGGGCUUAAUGUAUAUUUAUGAGUAAUGUAUAAGUAGUUUGUCUGAAGGAUUAAUUGUCACUGUAUCAUUUGAGUAAACUUUAAACUUUA